GUCACAAAGGAUUCUGGGAUUGGAUUACUUCCUGAAUCAUGAUUCAAAGCUGUAAGUGUUUUGCCGAAGGGGUAGUGGACUAGUUGACUGUUCUCCCGGCAGAGGUGGUACAAUAAGAUAGAGCUGUACUGUACCUCUUCACAUUCUGUUAAUUGAUGAAUGGUUUGUUUGUCUCCAAACAUGGUCUGAGGCUAUGACAGCAGGUAGGAGGAAGGUUGUACCAGUGAAAAGAAGAUCUAAAUAAUGCACUUCGUUCAACCAGAUUGUGAACACACAAAAUGGAGUCGGCUAAGCGCGUUCUUGUUUAUCUGAGUAAGGAGAGUUCUCUGCUGCAAUGUGCAAAGUUCGUCCAGAGCAUAACGGGGUACUACUCUGGGGGUCAGCAGAACAAGGUGUUUGUAAAUUGUGGACUGGAGCAGAACCGGUUCAUUAUAUCGGAUCAGCAAUUCAGCAACUCCAUUAGCGUUCAGUUAAAGAGUCCAGCCUUCUGUCCAAUCAUGAACAUCAGCUCAUCGCAAGCUGCAUCACUUCCUCAGGAAGUUCGGAAUCGAGGUGUGGACGUUGGGGUCGCUGUGCUUCUUCAGUCAAUCAACCAGAAAGUUCUUUUAACUAGAAGAACCAAAAACCUGUCCAUCUUUCCUAAUGUCUGGGUUCCUCCAGGGGGUCACAUCGAGUCAGGGGAGCAGCUCCUUGAAGCAGGACUAAGGGAGCUGCAGGAAGAGACCGGCUUGCAGAUCCACACUGAGAGCAUCUCCUGGAGCAUGCUGGGACUCUGGGAGUCUGCAUUCCCUCCCUUGCUGAGUCAAGGACUACCUCGUCGCCACCACAUUGUGGUUUACCUCCUAGUUUUAUCCAACGAGACACACCAAGAACUGCAGGAAACGUUGUCUCCAGAAGAGCAGGAAGUGAGUGCUUGUGUAUGGCUGGAUCCCUACCUGGCAGAGCAUAUUGUUGCAACAGAGGAUGGAGAAGAGGAUUCAAGGAAGGAUAUGUCAGACCUGCCAGCCACAAUCAGCAUCACAGAAGUAAAGGCUGGUUCUCUGACACAGGUAGAUAGCACUGUGGAAACAUUCCUGAACCGGGCACCGUCUGACGGGGCAGAUAUAGAACGAGUCAGCACUGGCACCAAAUAUUCUCUGAGAUUGUGGCUGGACACGCUAUCAAAACAACGUUAAAAGAGUUUGUUCCGUGAGAAUACUACUGCACAAAAGCAUAUUCCUUUGCAAGGCAACAACUUCUUCAGUAAAUUCUUAC
Pelobates fuscus (common spadefoot toad) is the source of this 1254-nucleotide messenger RNA. It is a transcript of the gene NUDT17, whose product is annotated as nudix hydrolase 17. Gene Ontology annotation, cellular component: peroxisome; cytosol. The transcript is spliced from 9 exons. The record is from RefSeq and is a predicted model, not a curated record. NCBI's taxonomy places the organism in Eukaryota, Metazoa, Chordata, Amphibia, Anura, Pelobatidae. Bases 279 to 1175 code for a protein of 298 amino acids. Gene Ontology annotation, biological process: NAD+ catabolic process; NADP+ catabolic process. Gene Ontology annotation, molecular function: NADH pyrophosphatase activity.